AUUCCACUCCUCUACCCACUUGCAGCUCUAAAUGCCCGUGAUCUUGACAAGUUUCUUAAGUCAAUAGGAAGGGAUCCCUCUUAUGUUGAUUUCGAGGCCAAUCCUACAGUGGGGAAAGAUCAACCCCCUGAUCUAGUUGCACUAGUUCCAUCUGGUUCAAUAGUUUUGCCUGAAAACCAUGUUUCUGUGGAUAAUAAGUCCAAGACAAUUUCAGCAAAAGUUGUUAGUGAGAAAAAUACAAAGUGGAAACCAGUCAACAAUACUCAUUCAUCAAGAUCCUUUGCAGAUGUUGACCUAUUUGUUGAAGAAAUAUUGCAUAAAACAUCAGAGUUAUUGCUUUCAGAGAUCAAUGAAGACACUAUACAGAAACAUGGGGAGCAUCUGGGCACUAGAGUGUCAGAGAAUCUACGGAAAGCUCUCAGCUCAGAUAUGAAAAACCUUUCUAUGAUAUUUAAGAACAAAGCAUACACAGAAGGGUUCCAUGCUGGUACUCACUCUCAACGCAGACAUUUGUGAAGAUCAUAAUCAUUUGAGAUUCACUGGCAUGAUCGUCAAAUAUGGAGCAAAACUUAAAAGUUCAAAUUUUCUUUUAUGAUCGUAAUAUGUAUUGAUUGAACAUAUAUACAGGAAAUUUGAUUAAUGAAAUGUCCUUAUUCUCUUUGUUGUUUGCG
Messenger RNA from Gastrolobium bilobum, 671 nucleotides. RefSeq lists its product as uncharacterized. The record is from RefSeq and is a predicted model, not a curated record. The annotation marks the transcript as partial. The transcript is spliced from 5 exons. Lineage: Eukaryota; Viridiplantae; Streptophyta; Magnoliopsida; Fabales; Fabaceae.